Messenger RNA from Pantherophis guttatus, 753 nucleotides. RefSeq names its product prefoldin subunit 2 (gene PFDN2). Gene Ontology annotation, biological process: protein folding. Gene Ontology annotation, cellular component: prefoldin complex. The record is from RefSeq and is a predicted model, not a curated record. Lineage: Eukaryota; Metazoa; Chordata; Lepidosauria; Squamata; Colubridae.
AUGCCCGUCUCAAAGAUGGCGGACGAAACGGCGCCAACGGCCGCUUCCGGUCCCCGUUCGAAGAACCCGGCAACCCGGAAGUCGUCUUUCUCCCAGCCCGGAGGGAGGAGGGCGAAGAUGGCGGAGGAGAGCAAGAGCAAGAGCGGCCCGGCGGCGGCUCCGGCGGGUCCUGCCGGCGGUGGCGGGGCGGCGAAGCCCUUGACUCCCGAGCAGGUGGUAGCAGGAUUCAACCGCCUCCGCCAGGAGCAGAGAGGUCUGGCUUCAAAGGCGGCUGAGCUGGAGAUGGAGCUGAACGAGCACAAGUUGGUUAUUGAGACCCUCCGAGAGGUCGACCCGACCCGGAAGUGUUUCCGCAUGGUAGGGGGGGUGUUGGUGGAGCGCACAGUCAAGGAAGUCCUCCCAGCCCUGGAAAACAACAAGGAGCAGAUCAACAAGAUCAUUGAGACCCUGAGCCAACAGCUGCAGACCAAAGGCCGGGAACUGAACGAGUUCCGCGAGAAGCACAACAUUCGCCUGAUGGGCGAGGAAGAGCAGAAGCCACCAGCCAAAGACAGCCCGGAGGGGGCGGCUGCCAAAUCCAGUUCAACUGGGGUCCUGGUUUCUUAAAAAGAAGAGUGGACUUGUAUGGAAGGACUUGACCCCACCCUCCCUCAGCCCACAGUUGCAGUUUGGAUCUCAAGAGACCCCCAUCGAUGUUACAGGGUCAUAUCCUCUGUGUUUUGUUAAAUAAAUGUUGGUUUGUUGUGAAAUUUA